AUGGCUGUAGUAGACCAGGAUGUGGCUGAAAAGUUUCUGGACAGUAAUCCUGCCUUUGCUAAGGAAUACUACGAUUCCCACUUUAAGGCCCAGGUUGUGGCAAACCUGCUGUCCACAUCCAAGAAGACUGAAGUGGAUAUCAGCCAGUACCAUGAGCUGAGCUCUGUGGAGGAGAGCGAGUUUGUGUUUGACAUGGUGCGGGACCUGCAGGAACACCUACAGAUGGAGAGGGCUCUGUUCAACCUCAUGCGCCAUCUGAGCUUCAUCAUGUGCGUUGACCGUAUGAGCCUGUUCAUGUACCGGCAGAGGAAUGGCACGGCCGAGCUGGCCACUCGCCUCUUCAACGUCCACAAAGAGGCCAUAAUGGAUGAGUGCCUGGUCCCUCCAGAUAGUGAGAUUGUAUAUCCAUUGGAUAUGGGUAUUGUGGGUCAUGUGGCCACCGUCAAGAAGACAGUUAAUGUCCCUGAUGUGACACAGUGCCCCCACUUCAGUGACUUUGUGGACACACUGACAAAUUAUGAGACUAAGAACGUACUGGCGACUCCCAUCCUCAACGGGAAGGACGUGGUGGCUGUUAUGAUGGCGGUGAAUAAGAUUGGUGGCUCCAGUUUCAGCACACAGGAUGAAGAGGCGCUGAACAAAUAUAUGAACUUUGCCAAUCUUGUUCUUCGGGUUUUUCACCUGAGCUACUUGCACAACUGUGAAACCAGAAGAGGACAGGUUUUGCUCUGGUCUGCCAGCAAAGUGUUUGAGGAGCUGACAGAUAUUGAGAGGCAGUUCCACAAAGCCCUGUACACAGUGCGAGCCUUUCUCAACUGUGACCGCUACUCUGUUGGCCUUCUGGACAUGACCAAGACAAAAGAGUUCUUUGACCUUUGGCCUGUUCUGAUGGGCGAGGCACCUCCAUAUACAGGACCAAGGACUCCUGAUGGCAGAGAAAUCAUUUUUUACAAAGUGAUUGAUUAUAUAUUACAUGGAAAAGAGGACAUUAAAGUAAUACCGAACCCCCCUGCUGAUCACUGGGCUCUGGUCAGUGGACUGCCCACCUACGUGGCUGAAAAUGGCCUGAUCUGUAACAUCAUGAAUGCUGCCCAGGAUGACUUCUUCAAUUUUCAAAAAGAGCCUUUGGAUGAAUCAGGCUGGACUGUAAAGAAUGUCUUGUCUUUACCUAUCGUGAACAAGAAAGAGGAAAUAGUUGGCGUGGCGACAUUCUAUAACAGGAAAGAUGGAAAACCAUUUGAUGACAUGGACGAAACACUAAUGGAGUCGCUAACUCAGUUCCUGGGCUGGUCAGUGCUCAACACAGACACUUAUGAUAAAAUGAACAAGCUAGAAAACCGCAAGGACAUCUUUCAGGACAUGGUGCUUUACCAUGUCAAGUGCAGAAAGGAUGAGAUCCAGAACAUCUUGAAUACACGUGAGGUGUAUGGGAAAGAACCAGAUGAAUGUGAGGAAGAUGAACUGGAAGACAUUCUGGCAGAGGCUCUAAUAGACCCAGCUGAAUCAGAGAUCUUUGAAUUUCAUUUCUGUGACUUUGAGUUUUCUGAGCUGGACCUGGUUCUGUGUGGUAUUUCAAUGUACUAUGAGCUGGGAGUGGUGGACAAGUUUCAUAUACCUCGUGAGGUGCUGGUGAGAUUCGUGUACUCAGUCAGUAAAGGCUAUAGAAGGAUUACCUACCACAACUGGAGACACGGCUUCAAUGUGGGCCAGACCAUGUUCACACUUCUCAUGACGGGUGACCUGAAGCGCUACUUCACAGACUUGGAGGCCAUGGCCAUGGUCACAGCCGGCUUAUGCCACGAUAUCGAUCACCGUGGGACAAACAACCUCUACCAAAUGAAAUCUGGGAAUCCACUAGCAAAGCUGCAUGGUUCUUCCAUUCUCGAGAGGCACCAUCUGGAGUUUGGUAAAACCCUGUUGCGAGAUGAAGCUUUGAAUAUCUACCAGAAUCUUAAUCGACGGCAGCAUGACAUUGUCAUCCAUUUGAUGGAUGUAGCUAUUAUUGCCACAGACUUGGCUUUGUAUUUCAAGAAAAGGACAAUGUUUCAAAAAAUUGUGGAUCAAUCCAAAACCUAUGAGAACUGGACUGACUGGACUAAUUACAUGAAGCUGGAGACAACCAGGAAAGAAAUUGUCAUGGCAAUGAUGAUGACUGCCUGUGAUUUGUCUGCUAUUGCCAAGCCCUGGGAGAUCCAGAGCAAGGUGGCACUGUCUGUGGCGGCAGAGUUCUGGGAGCAGGGUGACCUGGAGAGGACUGUGCUUGAACAACAACCUAUUCCCAUGAUGGACAGAAACAAAGCAGAUGAACUACCCAAACUGCAGUGCGGUUUCAUCGAUUUCGUCUGCUCCUUUGUGUACAAGGAGUUCUCUCGCUUCCAUGUGCAGAUCACACCCAUGCUGGACAGGCUACUGAACAACAGGAAGGAGUGGAAUGCUCUUAAAGAAAUACAUGAGGCCAAACUGGCAAAGAUUGAGGAAGCCAAGAAGGCUAAGGAAGAGGCUGAAGCUGCAGCAGCAGCUGCCAAACAGGCAAGCGCAGCCCAGGCCUCCCAGUCCAAGACCUGCAUCCUCAGCUGAGUCUUCAACUGUUCAGAACAGAAAUAUUCCAAAUACAUUCUCUUUUUUAGUUAGGUUUCACAUUUAAGAUUUUAGAAGAUUAGAG
This is a messenger RNA of Neoarius graeffei (lesser salmon catfish), 2662 nucleotides long. RefSeq names its product phosphodiesterase 6A, cGMP-specific, rod, alpha (gene pde6a). Gene Ontology annotation, biological process: signal transduction. The transcript has 22 exons. The record is from RefSeq and is a predicted model, not a curated record. Lineage: Eukaryota; Metazoa; Chordata; Actinopteri; Siluriformes; Ariidae. Bases 1 to 2577 code for a protein of 858 amino acids. Gene Ontology annotation, molecular function: protein binding; 3',5'-cyclic-nucleotide phosphodiesterase activity.